This is a messenger RNA of Drosophila erecta, 483 nucleotides long. RefSeq lists its product as uncharacterized. The transcript has 2 exons. Bases 177 to 335 code for a protein of 52 amino acids. The record is from RefSeq and is a predicted model, not a curated record. NCBI's taxonomy places the organism in Eukaryota, Metazoa, Arthropoda, Insecta, Diptera, Drosophilidae.
UUCACCGUAUCGAGCUCAGUUGAACAUUGAAAUUCGAACUCUUCGGACGGUAACGGAACGAAAAUUUCCAAACAAAAUUUUCAAUUUUUUCGUGCAAAACCAGUAACGUAAUUUGAACGUACACCUUUACUACGGCUUAUUCCCCAUUGUUGCAGGACAAAUCAGAUCUAUACACCAUGUGCAGCUAUCCUUGCUAUCCUUGCGCCGCCUUGUGCCCCUGCGGAGGCAGUGGACCCAGUGGAUUCUACGACCCGUGCUUUGGACCCUACAACGGACCGUUUAACUCGUGGUGUGGGGCAAGUGGACCCGGUUUCUGGAGAGGUGGAUGUUGCUAGUUUUUGUCGAAGGCUGUAUUAUGCUACUUUCUCACACGGAAAAAUCGGAACUGCUGAACAUCUCUUGCAAAUUUGAAUUGGCAAAAGGAAACUAAAUUACCGUCCCGCAUGAAGAAAGAAACGUUUAUUUAAUAAAGUGUUCAAAAUA